Molecule: messenger RNA, 2109 nt
Organism: Penicillium canariense
Lineage: Eukaryota; Fungi; Ascomycota; Eurotiomycetes; Eurotiales; Aspergillaceae
Product: peroxisomal copper amine oxidase
Exons: 2
Coding region: 1-2109 (702 amino acids)
Biological process (GO): amine metabolic process
Molecular function (GO): primary methylamine oxidase activity; copper ion binding; quinone binding
Source: RefSeq, a predicted model, not a curated record
AUGGCUUCUGCCCCUGAUACUACAUCAAUCCCGGGAUACACGAUUUUCCGGGAGGGAGACUAUGACAGUGUCGCUGCGACUGCCAUGCUCCCGCAGGGAGUUCCCCACCCGCUAGACCAGCUUUCCAUUCGGGAAAUUCCAGAUGCUGCCAAGAUUAUUCGCGAUCAUGCUAGCCCCAAGACCGUCAAGUUCAACUGCCUCACUCUGCGAGAGCCUCGCAAGGCCGAGUACCAGGCCUUCCGCGCAGGCAAGAUCGCCGCUCCCGAUCGCCGGGCUUUCGCCAUCAUUAUUGAGCGCGAGACACAACAAGUUGCUGAGGUGGUCGUCAACCUCAAAACCAAGAAGGUUGAGGAGUGGAAGGCUGUGAAGAAUGUUAUGCCCACCCUUACUCUGGAGGACCUGGAUGUCAUGGAGCGCAUUGCCCGCAAAGACACCAGUGUCAUUCGCGCCUGCAAGGAAAUCGGUAUCACCGACAUGAACAAGGUUUUCUUCGAUGCGUGGGCCAUUGGUAUUGAUGAGCGCUGGGGCUAUGAGCGCCGUCUUCAGCAGGGUCUGGCCUACUACCGUGCCUCUGAGUUCGACAACCAGUACGCUCACCCUCUGGAUUUCUCCGUGGUUGCCGAUACCGAGACCGAGGAAGUGCUGAGCGUUGAUGUUCGCACCGUGAAUGGGGAGCGCACUCCUGUGCCCCUAGAGGAGCACAACUACCUGCCUGAAUUCAUUGGCGAUGGAUACAUCCACGACCGACUCAAGCCCAUCGACAUCACCCAGCCUCAGGGUGUUUCCUUCAAGGUCCGUGGCAACGAGCUGUCUUGGGCCAACUACAAGAUGCACAUCGGUUUCAACUACCGUGAGGGUAUCGUGAUUUCUGACGUCCGCUCUCACGACAUGUACGAGGACCGUGAGCGCACUCUCUUCAACCGUAUCUCCGUCGUCGAGAUGGUUGUCCCCUACGGCUGCCCCGAGAAACCUCACCAUAAGAAGCACGCUUUCGAUGUCGGCGAGUACGGAACUGGUCUCAUGACCAACUCUCUCAAGCUGGGUUGUGACUGCAAGGGUGCUAUUCACUACAUGGACGGUGUUAUGUCCACCUCCAACGGCGAGGCUGCCGUCAUCAAGAACGCCAUCUGCAUCCAUGAGGAGGACAAUGGCCUCCUGUACAAGCACACCGACUAUCGUGACGGCACCGUGAUUUCGGCUCGUGACCGAAAGCUCAUCAUCUCGCAGAUCAUCACUGCUGCCAACUACGAAUAUGGCUUCUACCAUACCUUCACCCUCGAUGGCACCUACAAGCUUGAGAUGAAGCUGACUGGUAUGCUGAACACCUACUCCCUGCACGAAUCUGAGCAGGCCGCCCCCUAUGGCACCCAAGUUGCCCCCCAAAUCACUGCCCACAACCACCAGCACAUUUUCUCCCUCCGUAUCGACCCCGAGAUCGACGGAACCAACAACACCGUUGUGCAGAACGACGCCGUCUCCUCAGAUCACGCUGUUGGCUCCCCCGAGAACCCCUACGGUAAUGCCUUCCUCAGCAAGAAGACCCCUCUCCGCACAUCCCUUGAGGGCGCUGCCGACUACUGCUACGAGACCCAGCGCUCGUGGGAUAUCAUCAACCCCAACCGCUUGAACACCAUUGCCAAGAAGCCCGUCGGCUACAAGAUCCUCAACAAUAACUGCCCUCCCCUCCUCGCCAAGCCCGGCAGCACCGUGUACAAUCGCGCCGCCUUCGCUCGCAAGCCCCUCUGGGUCACCCCUUACAAGGACUACGAACUCUUCCCUGCUGGUGACUACGUGUGCCAGUCAACCGGAGAGGAGAACCACCCCCACAACUCCACCAUCCUGGACUGGGCCAAACGGAAUGAGAACAUUGAGAACACCGAUAUCGUCUGCUAUCUGCAGUUCGGCCUCACCCACUUCCCGCGCACUGAGGACUUCCCCAUCAUGCCUGCGGAGCCCGUCAGCAUCAUGCUGCGCGCUUCAAACUUUUACGAGAAGAACCCCGGCCUCUGGGUGCCGCCUUCGGCCAUCUGUGUCGAUACCCAGUCGACGAAUGCAUUUUCCUCGUCUUGCUGCGCCGCUAAUGCUCCGGCCAGCUCGUCGAGACUGUAA